CUUCUCACGGCACGCCUAGGCAAGCCGCCUAAUCAAAGGUGUAAGCUGAGUCUUCCCCUAAGUCAUCGUUCUUCCCAUCUUUAGCUUCUAUCAAAUCGAGUCCAUAAGGCUCUGUGCCACUGUCGCUUUCCAGAGCAAGGCCUCGGAGAAUACGCCUUGUCAACGCACUGUCUACCAUGCAAAUGAGACACUGGCUGGUCUAUCUGGAGUGCUGCGCACAUACAACCAGAGGACACCUCAAUGACUCCCUCCAAGGACACUGUUCGUCAUCCUCUAUACCCCUCAAACGGAGUUCCCACUGUGUCGAGGACAACGUUGUCGUCUUAGCCCUACCCGAACAUCUCCUAGACAGACGUUGGCAUGUCACCAGGUCCAAACCACGAAACGGCAGGUGCCGGGCAAGCUGUCUCCCCCGAUACGAUUCUGGCCAGCAACCCAUCACUAGCACACUCAACAACAGGCUUUUGCGCGAAUGCGGUGCUUGCCUCGUCUUGCCAGCGCCGUCAGGUGUAAAUAGUCGUAAAUGCGGCGGCGGAGGUGUUGUUGCUGUUGUUAUUUGGCACCGACAAAUCACCGAAUCCCCUAGGAAUAUUCCGUACAGCCAGCGCCGCAAGGUGUCACUCCAGCCUUUCCAGCCGUAGGCAAAAUCACAUGCAAUCUGAGGUGCCUGUGCGACACAGCAUCAUCCCAGAUGUGAGGGCUGAGGCAAACGGGAUCUACGUUGACACAGGCCCCAAGCCCCCUUACCCCCGGCCGAAAGCCCCAGACGAGAUUCUCUUCCCACCAAAUAUUCACAAUCUUCCUUGGUCUCUCUUGAAACCGGAAGGAACAGGCGAGGCACAACCCAAGCCUUUAUGCUCCAUUGCUCUCUGACCCCUCCCUUGGCUCUGGACCACGGAGAUCACAGUCGCCGAACUAGAAACGGAUAGCUCGUUCCAGUCUUAGCCCCAAACUUGCCCGAUUUUGCAAUCUCCUGUUUGCCGCCGGUAAUUUCGACUACUAGAAACCGCCAGUGCCGGGGCAAACGGCCGGGCUUCUUUGUCCCUCUGGUUGUUUACUCUCCGCCGUCGACGGCACUUGGGUGGGCAGAUGCAGCUUCUAAUUUUUUCACCGACAUUAUAGCAGAUAAUACGAACAGGCAUCAAAUCCAAAGAUGGACAUGUAUGAGACACGAUGUUUUUUUUGACGGGGUAUAGCCUAAUUCGUAAUCCAAACAUACAGUCUUCUGAUGCCAGUACCGCCUGAUAUUGCAAUUCUUGUUUUUGUCUCCUACGCCCCGAAUGUUCUCAAGCCAAGACGUCUUCUGCGUGUAACGGCGUAACGGACAUGAAGCUCUUCUCAUAAUUAAAGACACCGAGGUGCAUAACCGUUUGUCCCAAACAUGACAAAGAUAUCCCAGAGAAACUCCAUACUAUCCAC
Molecule: messenger RNA, 1419 nt
Organism: Colletotrichum destructivum
Lineage: Eukaryota; Fungi; Ascomycota; Sordariomycetes; Glomerellales; Glomerellaceae
Exons: 1
Coding region: 177-641 (154 amino acids)
Source: RefSeq, a predicted model, not a curated record